UGUCAUCCGGAAUUCCACAAUUGGAAAGGUAUCCUCCUCCCACCACACACUCACAUAGUGUACACCUUCGGUAUUCGUUAAACGAAAAGGAAAUAAAGUUGUACACCUGUAUUAGUUGGAAUACGUACACAAUUUUCAAUGACGAAUUAGGCGUUUUUAUUUGAUCCUCUCGCAACAUCGUAUCCCCAUGAGCAGAAAAAUCAUUGAUACACGGGGAAUAAUCGUCAGUGGAUAGAAUAAUGUUAUAAAAUUGUGGUUUGGUGGUCCAGCAGUGCAUUCCCCUCGCAGAAGAUUAACAAAUUAACAAUUAGCGGGAGGGCGAAGUGGAGGUGUUGAACUAAAGAAUUGUUUGUCCGAUGAUAUGGCUCGCAGGUGAUGAGUGUACACCAAUUGCCCACGUCGUCCCUCCCAUUCACAAGUAAACUAAAUAUCAACGAUAUAUUGAUAUCGGCAUUUGAGUCGAGUAUACGACGUGGGAAGGGGAUAUUCCACAGCAAAACCAUAUCCACCGACGAGCUGGCUCUACUAGGGAAGCUGGAAGAGGCUAAUAGUCUCGGACCAUCACGGAGGGACAGAAGUGAACAAGAGACAAGUCUAAUUCCAUUAACAAUUCAACGAGUGAUUACCAUUGAAGAAACGUCACUAGUCUUCCUUUUGAUUAACUAUCGUGUAAAAAAUUGCGUGAUUUCGUGUAUCGCCCUCAAUGGAGACGAAAUGAGUCUGACCAAUUUUCAUUUCCGGAUUGGGCUGAUCGAGGAAGAUGUGAAAUCCUGCAAUUCCCUCCAGACCCAUAGCCGCAAGAAUUCCGAGACCUCCAGAGACACCGCAUCAUCAGGAGACGGUAAUAAUGAUUCGCCCUCGAAACACGAAACCCCAACUGACGGUGAAGUGGAUGUGUGGAAGAGAUGGGGCCAUAUCGUAGCAGACUGGGACAAUUACUGCAAGAAGCACAAGGACUUCAUCAGGGAACUCGUGAAACAAGGCAUUCCCCACCACUUCAGGGGUAUCGUAUGGCAGCUACUCUCCGGUGCUCACGAUUCUCCAGUGAAGAAGCAAUUCGCUGAUUACAUUAAAUCUACGUCAGCCUGCGAGAGGAUAAUCCGACGAGACAUAGCCCGGACAUAUCCUGAGCAUGAAUUCUUCAAGGAGAAGGAUGGAUUGGGCCAGGAGAGCCUCUUCAAUGUCAUGAAAGCGUACAGCCUUCAUGAUCGUGAAGUCGGGUACUGCCAGGGCUCGGGCUUCAUCGUCGGAUUAUUACUAAUGCAACAGAUGCCAGAGGAGGAGGCUUUUGCAGUUCUGGUUGCCCUCAUGCAGGAGUACCGUCUCCGUGAUAUGUUCAAGCCAAGUAUGGCAGAGCUUGGUGUCUGUAUGUAUCAACUGGAGCACUUGGUAGCUGACACAUACCCCGAUCUAUCCGCUCACUUCACUGCUCAGAGUUUCCACACCUCGAUGUACGCCUCCUCCUGGUUCCUCACCUUGUUCACCACUGCCUUGAGUCUCCCCCUGGCCUGUCGUAUAUUCGAUGUCUUCCUGAUGGAGGGAAUGGAGAUAAUCUUCAAGGUGGCGUUGGCAAUGCUAGAGCUUGGACGAGAGGAUUUGCUCAGCCUCGACAUGGAGGGUAUGCUCAAGUUCUUCCAGAAGGAACUCCCUGGCAGGGCUGAGAAGGAUCCCGAGGCCCUUCUCAAUCUCGCCUAUAGGCUCAAGAUAAAUCCAAAACGAAUGAAAAAACUGGAGAAGGAUUAUACUGUUCUCAAGAUGAAGGAGCAGGAGGAAAUGGUGGAGCUUCGUCGUUUACGCGCUGAGAAUCGUCUCCUUCGCCAAAGAACGGAGUUAUUGGAAGCUGAAUCAGCUGAAUUGGCUGAUCGUUUGGUGAAGGGACAGGUUUCCAGGGCUGAAGAGGAGGAGACCACGUUUGUGGUGCAGAGAGAGUUGGCAGCUCUUCGACACUCUCAUUUGGAGACCUCCCAUCAGCUUGAACAGGCUCACGAGGAGUUGAGAUCGAUGUCGAUGCUCUUAGAAGAGAACAUGUCUUCCAAACAAUCGUCCAUCGACGAGAUUAUGUCCAAACAAGAGGCCUUGAGCCAAAAAGAGGAGAUGGUUGAGUGUUUACAGCAGGAGCUCGUCAGAGUAAGGCUCCACGAGGCUGAGAAUGACGCCACAAUCAGGGAUUUGAGGGCGAGAAUUCAAGAGCUGGAGCAGGACAAGAAGACUCUGAGGGAAUCAACGCCAGAUAAUUCUGUAGCACAUCUUCAGGAGGAACUGAUUGCUGUUAAACUCAGAGAGGCCGAGGCCAAUUUGUCGUUGAAGGAUUUGAAGCAGAGGGUGAGUGAGUUGAGUACGGCAUGGCAACGACAUCUUCAGGAGCACAGAUCAGCACAAUCAGCUCCAGCGGCUGAUUCAACCCCCAAGAAGCUGUUGUUUUGGGAGAACAGAGGGCACGAAGUCCAGAAACUGGAGGAGGAUCUCAUGUCGACGAGGGUCAGGGAGAUGGUGGUACUUAGUGAAGUGAAGGAGUUGAGGCUUAAGGUGAUGGAGCUUGAGACACAGGUACAGGUGGCAACUAAUCAAUUAAGGAGACAGGACGAGGGGGAAAAAGCUCUCAGGGAGGAGCUCGAAGCUGCUCUUGUUAGGGAAAAAGAAUUGGCUAGUAAAUUGAGGGAACAAUUGCACAAGUACUCGGAUCUUGAGAGCAAAAUGAAGGAUGAUGCUAUGAUGGCCAGAAUCAGGGAUGCUGAACAUGCACAACAUGUUGCUGAACUUACGCAAAAGAUUUCUCUACUUCAGUUGAAGAAUGAAGAAAUGUAUGCAGAAGGUGAAUUGAGAAAUAAUCUUGACGACAGUGAACGAGUGCGAGAUUUGCAGGACAAAGUCGCUGAAUUAAAAGCUGAGAUCUUGAGAUUGAGAAACAGCUCAUGCCAAUGGACAGGCUCAAGUGAUAAAAAUUUCACAAUCGACACUGAGAGUGAAAUUGACGAUUUACGUAUCUGUUUACAAGACCAAAUGACGAAUUCAACAUCAUCAAGUUCAUCGAGACUCUAGCAUACCGACGAGCUUGCAUCGGCAAUUCCACCAUUGAUUUUAUCAUCGAUGCGAGCUAUAAAUACUUAUUAAAUUAAUUAAAUUAAAUUUACAGGCAUAUGUAUAUGGCACAAUACGAAGUAUUGCAUAACUGCAUUUUAGCAUUAGAUGCUCUGCUUUUAAUAACUGAAUUCUUUAUAAGAAAAUUGACUAAGUGAUAGGAAUGAUUAACGAUUGAGAAAAUGAUAGUGAUUUUAUGUGAAUUAUCAGUUUCUGUGAGACGGAUAAACGAUUUAUAGUGAUUUAGAUUGUUUUCAUACGAUGAAACCUUUAAACUGUUGGUCCAUUGUUACUUCAAAUGAUUUUAUUUAGUUUAUUUUUUUUUUAUUUUUAACAGAACGAUAACUAUGAGACAGUUGGAUUAUCCUAUUUUAAGGGGCCAAUCGUAGGUAAAUUACGAAAAUUAUCAUUGUUUCUUGACGUAGUGUUCGAAUUAUUUAUUAAUGUAACUGUAGAUGUACUGUGCACACGUGCAAUUCCUAUUGUGAAUGCAUUUGCUGGUGGGGUGAAGGCGCCAGUUUUAAGAAUGAUUUGAAUUUUUCCACGAGUUUUUCAUUUGCGGUUGACUAUGAAGUAUUUCUGAAGUGAAGUGGGAAAAUGCGAUAAAUUAAUUCCGUUCUAGCUUCGGUUUUUGACAGAUAACUCAAAAUCUAGAGGUGAUGGAUAAAAUUUUGUAAGGACUUUUUUGUAGAAUUCAUUUUUCCCUACAAAAAAGGUUCCUACGAAAAAUCCGCCAUUCCCCAUAUUUUCGAAGAUAUUCUUUCAGAAAACAAAGUAAACUCAUCUCAUUUUUUCGAAUUUCCUGAAUUAUAUUUCCUGUUUUGAGAAAUAUUUGUGUUUUAUCAAAAAUAAUUUAUGGAGAUCAGUGGCAAUUUGUGAAUUGUGAAUCAGAAUUGGUGCACAUAAAUUACAAUAAACAAUUUUAUAUAAUUUUUUCUAAUGUUUUCAAUAAGAGAAUGUGUACAUCAACACCAAAUAAACGAAGACAUUAACUAUCUGCAACAUUAGAAACCACUGAA
Diachasmimorpha longicaudata is the source of this 4097-nucleotide messenger RNA. RefSeq names its product Ecotropic viral integration site 5 (gene Evi5). The transcript is spliced from 7 exons. The record is from RefSeq and is a predicted model, not a curated record. Lineage: Eukaryota; Metazoa; Arthropoda; Insecta; Hymenoptera; Braconidae. The coding region runs from base 376 to 3039 and encodes 887 amino acids.